Molecule: messenger RNA, 1683 nt
Organism: Necator americanus (New World hookworm)
Lineage: Eukaryota; Metazoa; Nematoda; Chromadorea; Rhabditida; Ancylostomatidae
Exons: 3
Coding region: 1-1683 (560 amino acids)
Source: RefSeq, a predicted model, not a curated record
AUGAACGAAUGGACGUCAAGAUCAAAGAAGUUUGAGAAGGCGUGGGAGGACAAUGACCCGAGAAAAGCCUAUACUCUGCUAAGGCAGUACAGUGGCAAGGUGGUAUCACUCUACGAUACGGUUAUCAUGUUUACGCUCCGUGGUUGCAAGGCACGCUUGACCAACGCGAUCAACAAUUUGACGCGGCUGGUCAACUCGGCGAACUCCAAUUACCCAACCGUCUUCUAUUCGGACGCCCAUCCGGCAGUACAGCUCCGCACCCUCCAGCGUCGAAUCGAGGACAUGGGAAACGCCAAGAUCUCCAUUGAAAUAGCAUUGGAGACACUCCAACAGCGCCACGAACAUGCCAUAAGCUUUAUCGAAAACCAACCAAACGCCAUAGAGCUUAUGGAUGCCUUUGACAUCUACUGGCGCGAUCACAAAGCUGACGAAAUGGAACCAACCGCAACCGCUACCAUCUUUGCCCUCGACGAUCUUAUCCGCAAGGAAACCGAACUUGCAGAUAUGCUUCGCACCACUAUAAGCGCAUCCCCCACACCACAAUAUAACCCUACCAACACCACAGAUGAGCCGAUGGAUGCCACAUCCAUCAGAAACCCUGCCCCAACACCACCGCAUAUGUCCGGAGGCUCAUCACCACCAUACCACGCUGCGGACACCAUGAAUGUACAACUCCGCAAAGUAGAACUACCUACCUUUGAUGGGGAUUUCUCCACCAAUUACGAUUUCUGGGCCAAAUUCAAGACCGCGGUCCACGACAAUCCAUCCCUAUCCACCGCUGCCAAAUUUGCCCAUCUCAGUAGCAGCCUUAAAGGUAGUGCCGCACUUGUUGUACAGGAUUAUGACAUAACCAAUCCCUCCAACUACCACCUAGCCAUUGAAGCCCUACGCAGACGGUAUGGCCGUCCGCAGUUCACCCAUAAUUUCUUUUUGCAGAAAUUAGAGAACUUGCCAGCGUCGUCUGCCGCCGCUUCAUCGCAGAGGGACACGUUAUGCCAGAUCCAAACAUGUGUCCUGCAGCUCAACCGCUUCGAGGACACGUCAACAUCGCUAUCGCUCAAGAAGCUCAUUCGCAGCAAAUUUCCACGAGAGACUCAGCUGGAAGUGAACAGGAUGGAACACCGACCACUUUUAUCCAUCAGUGACACAUCAUCAUCACCGCAUGUCCUUCGACCAAUAGAUUUCGUCUCACCGCAAGUGGAACUCCAAUUACCAUCUCCGCACCACAACCCUCUCUACAUCCCUCCAAACCGUCUUUCGGAAUGGUAUAAGGAGACACUCGCCGUAUUGAACAACUUCUGGGACAUCUGGUACAAGGACUACUUAUCCGCAAUAUCCGCACGUCACCAACACCGUAUCCAUCAAGGAAGGUUCAGUCCACUCAUUCCAUCGGUAGGAGACGUUGUUCUCAUUGCCGAUAAGAAUGUUCCACGUGGACAAUGGUCUUUAGCCAUCAUAACCACUAUCCACCGCACCAAAUCCAACAUACCCAGAUCAGCCACUGUCCGCAUUACAAAUGGUCAUGAGUUGCAGAGAUCGACCAAUCAACUACAUCCAUUGGAGAUUUCUGCAAAGGAAGCCCCGCGACCGAAGAAGAGCCGCCAACAACUGCAACCCACACGGAUCCAACCACCACGAGCAGCCAAACGGGUACGAUCCACACUUGGUACGACGCGAGCGUGA